Molecule: messenger RNA, 2808 nt
Organism: Cadophora gregata
Lineage: Eukaryota; Fungi; Ascomycota; Leotiomycetes; Helotiales; Ploettnerulaceae
Exons: 3
Coding region: 715-2808 (697 amino acids)
Biological process (GO): protein deubiquitination
Molecular function (GO): zinc ion binding; cysteine-type deubiquitinase activity; protein binding
Source: RefSeq, a predicted model, not a curated record
CAGAGCGUGAGGUUCUGAAGAUGAAUUGUGAUGGAUUUAUCUACUUGAUUGAAUAGUCAUAUUCUCUCGCCAAUCUUUGAUGACGCAUGGCCGUCUGUGACCUUUGAAGGGAACCUAUUUUCCUUUGCCUCUGAAGAUUGCUGCAAGGGCCCAUCCCUGUCGCUUUGCCUUGCCUGCCCCGCCUUCGAGCUUCCCAGGUCCCUCUCCAGGGCUCUCUGCAAAACUCACUUUCGAGCUUGUCAACACCAAAGUUAAACUGUGAACAGCAAAACCAGAAAUGUCCUGCACCCACGUCAGUGCAGCAGGUAAGCCUCCUUGUCAUGUUACCUCUUCGCAGAGUCUCUUGCUCCGUUGAGCAGAUCCAGAUCUACCAUUAAGCUUGCUGUGAUUCUUUCCACGGCCACCCCGCCAUAGUUCUUGGUCAAGCCAUCUGUUUGCAGAAUUACAAGCCUCCCUAAGAGAUAAAUACUGACAUUCUCCUCAGAGCUGCGCCCACCUGGUGUGAGCCAGUCGGUAUAUCGGGAAGACUGUACACAGUGCUUUGACUCGAUUGACGAUACGACUGGCCUUGAUGUGUGCCUGUACUGCUUUAACGGAGGCUGCACCGGAGACAGAAAGCAUGCCGCCCUCCACCACGUCCUCAAGUCGCAUCCCUUAGUCCUCAACAUCAAGCGAACUCGAAAAGUGAUAGUCCGAGAUGAACCCCCACAGAAGAUGUCCAAGCUGUCGAUUGCUGCUGAGACUGAGGCGGAUAAAUACGACUUCGAAACCACAGUCAAGUGCUACGCUUGCAAUAUCGAUAAUGUAGACAAGUCGGAAGGGAAGCUUGCGGCAGUCAUUGCGGGAAUUCUCAAGGCAAAUACAUUCUCCCGACACGAGGAGGUUAAGGCUUGGGAGUUGGAGAUGACUUCUUGCGAGCAUAUUCUUACGCUUCAGCAACAUCCUUCAAAGAAGAUCCAGUCACAAGAUCUCGGUCACUGCUCCCUGUGCGAUUUGAAGGAGAACCUUUGGCUUUGUCUAGAAUGCGGAAAUCUCGGUUGUGGCCGUGCUCAGUUCGGAGGAAUGCAAGGACAUUCUCAUGGUUUAGAGCACAGCACCUCUUCUGGACAUGGAGUGGCUGUCAAGCUGGGAUCCAUUACCCCCGAGGGAACUGCGGACGUCUACUGCUAUACUUGUGAUGAGGAACGAGUUGACAACGAUCUUGGCUCUCAUCUCGCUCACUGGGGAAUCAUUCUUGCUGAGCGUGAGAAGACCGAGAAAAGCUUGACGGAGAUGCAAGUGGAUGAGAAUCUGCGGUAUGAGUUCUCCAUGACUGAUGAGGCCGGCAAUGAGCUUCAAAAGCUGUUCGGCGAGGACCUCACUGGCUUGAAGAAUUUGGGUAACAGUUGUUAUCUUGCUAGCAGUCUCCAAUGCUUGUUCGCUCUGCCUCAGUUCCAGUCGAGAUAUUACCUCCCAUCGGCAGACUUGCCCAUCGUUGACGAUCCUGCCCAGGAUCUAGAGACUCAACUUAGAAAGAUUGGCGACGGUUUACUUUCUGGUCGUUAUUCUCACCCAGAUCCAGAUGUUCGCACUGAAGACGAUAAACUGGCCUAUCAGAAAGGAUUGGCUCCUGCAAUGCUCAAGGUCCUCAUCGGAAAAGGUCAUCCAGAAUUCUCUACGAUGAGACAGCAAGAUGCUUUCGAGCUACUGCUUCAUCUCUUUAAGUUUAUCACACGCUCUCAACACAGGGCACCCCUUCAAGAUCCAACUGAAGCAUUCCGCUUUGUGAUGGAACAACGCCUACAGUGCUUGGGUUGUAAGAAGGUUCGCUACCGAACUGACGAGCAAGACAACAUUUCUGUCCCAGUACCCGUCAGAAAAAUCGAGGCUGCGACUAGUGGAGAUUCUACCGAGGAGAAGAACGAUGAGUAUGAACCGGUAACUCUCAAGGAGUGUCUGGACAUCUUUACGUCCGAGGAGAUGGUCGAGCUCACUUGCUCAUCUUGCGGCAGCAAGGACGGAUUCUCAAAGCGAUCUCUCUUCAAGACAUUCCCGGAUGUCCUUGCCAUCAAUGCUCGAAGAUUCGCUCUUGUCAACUGGGUUCCAACCAAGCUCAACCUACCAGUCAUCGUUGGGGACGAACCAUUCAGCUUGGACGACUACAAGUCCCUAGGCGUCCAGGAUUCCGAAGAACUUCUACCAGAAGAUGCUAGUGAAAGCAAACAGCCAUCAUUCGUACCAAACGAGGACGCCGUUCAAGCUCUCGAAGGCAUGGGAUUUCCUCGCAACCGGUGUGUCAAGGCUCUCCAUGCGACAGGAAACACCGAUGCAAAUACUGCCAUGGAAUGGCUUUUCGGCCACAUGGAAGACCCUGACAUCGAUGCUCCUUUAGUUCUUGCCGACAGUGGUAGCGCUCCAGCCGCUGCUGAUCCAGAGAAGAUUGAGAUGCUCAGCGCAAUGGGCUUCGGUCCACCACAGGCACGCAAGGCAUUGAAGGAGACUGGAGGUGACAUGGAGCGCGCCGUUGAAUGGUUAUUCAGUCACCCAGAUGACCAAGGCGAAUUUGAGGACGCUGCUCCUGCAGCUGAAGCCGCUCCUAAGAAAGAAGCCGGAAGCAGCCAUUUGCCAGCUAGCUUCCAACUCCACUCUAUCAUCUGUCACAAGGGCUCUAGUGUUCAUUCUGGUCACUACGUAGCUUUCGUCCGCAAACUCCUUGCCGGAGAGAGCACUCCCCAAUGGGUCCUCUUCAACGAUGAGAAGGUUGUUAAGGCAACCGAUGUGGAGGAGAUGAAGAAAUUCGCUUACGUGUACUUCUUCCAACGACAGUAA